AUGGAGAGUUUCCUGAGCUCAAGUUCUGAGAAGAGGGUGGUAGAUACUCCAAAGGUUUCAAUAAAAGAUGAAUCUGAACGAAGGCCUAAGAUGGGUGUUUAUGUUGACGAUGAUGGGUGGGUUCCUGUGAUCAUAUCUUGGAUCAGAAUUGUGACUUGUUUUGUGUCUAUGAUGAUCACAACAUUCAUCUGGGCAUUGAUCAUGUUUGUGCUUAUACCAUGGCCCUAUGAGAGGAUUAGGCAAGGAAACAUUUAUGGACAUGUGACUGGCAGAAUGCUGAUGUGGAUUCUUGGGAAUCCUAUAAAAAUUGAAGGUGCCGAGUACUCCAACAAGAGGGCCAUUUACAUCAGCAAUCAUGCAUCUCCAAUUGACAUAUUUCUGAUAAUGUGGUUGACUCCUACAGGUACUGUCGGCAUUGCAAAGAAAGAGAUCAUAUGGUAUCCUCUAUUUGGCCAACUGUAUGUUUUGGCCAAUCAUCUUCGUAUAGAUCGGUCCAAUCCAAUGGCAGCUAUUGAGUCCAUGAAAAAGGCAGCUCAUGCAGUUGUGAAGAACAAUCUGUCACUGAUCAUUUUUCCAGAGGGCACAAGGUCUAAAAAUGGACGACUUCUACCUUUCAAAAAAGGUUUUGUUCAUUUGGCUCUGCAAUCUGGUCUUCCAAUUGUUCCAAUGGUCCUGACAGGUACUCAUCUGGCAUGGAGAAAAGGAAGCUUACAUGUCAGACCAGCACCACUUACUGUCAAGUAUCUUCCUCCUAUAAGCACUGAAAAUUGGACAGUUAGCAAGAUUGAUGACUAUGUUAAAAUGUUACAUAACUUGUAUGCAGAAAACCUUCCCAAGUCUCAAAGACCCUCUACCUUGGAAGACUGA
This is a messenger RNA of Sphenostylis stenocarpa, 867 nucleotides long. The record is from the annotation of a GenBank genome assembly. NCBI's taxonomy places the organism in Eukaryota, Viridiplantae, Streptophyta, Magnoliopsida, Fabales, Fabaceae.